Loa loa (African eye worm) is the source of this 242-nucleotide messenger RNA. RefSeq lists its product as hypothetical. Gene Ontology annotation, molecular function: protein binding. The transcript has 3 exons. Bases 51 to 242 code for a protein of 63 amino acids. The record is from RefSeq and is a predicted model, not a curated record. Gene Ontology annotation, biological process: regulation of DNA-templated transcription. NCBI's taxonomy places the organism in Eukaryota, Metazoa, Nematoda, Chromadorea, Rhabditida, Onchocercidae.
UUGUAGGAAAAAUAUGCGUUAAAAGGAGUGAAAACGAAGGGACGAAAGCAAUGUCACGUGAGCCAUCCAUUAUACAUAAUCCAUCAACAAGCGAACCAGAAACGCUGAAAGUCCUCGCAAAAGUGAUCUUACAGAACCAAUCGAACGAUGAAAUAAUCAGUGAUGAUGAGGCACGGCGGCGUCGCGAACAGCUCAAUCGACGACCGUCAUACCGAAUAUGUGGUUUGUGGAUAGUCAAGUAG